UCUUCUGUGCUACCGGUGUGCUGCGUUGCUUUAGUCACAAGACAUUACUCCGGUGUGCUACGUUGCUUUAGUCACAAGACAUUACUCCGGUGUGCUGCGUUGCUUUAGUCACAAGACAUUACUCCGGUGUGCUACGUUGCUUUAGUCACAAGACAUUACUCCGGUGUGCUACGUUGCUUUAGUCACAAGACAUUACUCCGGUGUGCUACGUUGCUUUAGUCACAAGACAUUACUCCGGUGUGCUGCGUUGCUUUAGUCACAAGACAUUACUCCGGUGUGCUACGUUGCUUUAGUCACAAGACAUUACUCCGGUGUGCUACGUUGCUUUAGUCACAAGACAUUACUCCGGUGUGCUACGUUGCUUUAGUCACAAGACAUUACUCCGGUGUGCUACGCUGCUUUAGUCUCAAGACAUUACUCCGGUGUGCUGCGUUGCUUUAGUAUAAACACUCGACCUACGCGUGAUUCUGUAGUCGUCUUGAAAGGAAAACCAUUUAGCCAUGUCCUGUGCUAUGAGAAGUCUGGUGGAGGAUGACGACAGAUACCUGAAGUCCUUCCAGCUGUUCCUGGAGCGCUCCUCUGAACACAAGUGCAUGCAGGACUUUAUCCAUGGCACCUUGCCUGACAUACUAGCCAGCAUUGGAGAGGGAAAAGCCCAUCUUAAUAUGAUGGGAGUUGGAAGUGGAGCAGGUGAGAUUGACCUUGAGAUGUUCUCUCAGCUGCAUCUGAAGCAUCCUGCAGUAACCGUGGACAACCAGGUGGUGGAACCCAGCGCCCAGCAGCUCCACCUCUAUAAAGUGUUGGUGUCCCAGAAACCAAACCUGGACUACAUUAAAUUCACUUGGAACAAGAUGACGGCCACUGAGUUUGAGAAGCACUGGAGAGAGAACCAUUUGACCAAGAAGAUGGACUUCAUUCACAUGAUACAGAUGUUGUAUUACGUGAAGGAUCCAGGUGCUACAGUCACAUUCUACCAGAGCCUCCUGGACAGGAAUGGAAAACUACUUGUAAUUCUGGUGUCUGAUGAGAGUGGCUGGGGAAAGCUGUGGAGGACAUUCAGGACCCAGCUGUGUAACACAGAGAUCAGUCAGUGUGUGACUACAGGUGAUAUUAAAGCCUACCUGGACUCGAAGACAACGAGUUACCAGAGCUACAAGCUGCCAUCUCAGAUGGACAUCACAGAGUGUUUCACUGAGGGGGACCAGAGAGGAGAACUGCUUCUAGACUUCCUGACUGAGGUGUUAGACUUCAGCUCCACUGCUCCUCCUGAGCUGAAGAGAGGAGUUCUUGACCUGCUGAUGACCCCAGACUGUAGCAAGGAGGUGGAUGGGAGGGUCAUCUUCAAUAACACUCUGGAGGUGCUGGUGGUUGACCCUCUACAGUAACACAGGAAUAGAUCUCAAAAUGCUGUAGCAACAAUGUGUAUCACUGAUAAACACUGAGUGAACAAAACAUUAGGAACACUUUCUCUUUCCAUGACAGACUGACCAGGUGGAAGCUAUGAUCCCUUAUUGAUGUUACUUGUUAAAUCCACUUCAAUCAGUGUAGAUGAAGGGGGGAGACAAGUUAAAGAAGGAUUUUUAAGCCUUGAGACAAUUGAGAAAUGUAUGUGUGCCAUUCAGAGGGUGAACGUGCAAGACAAAAGAUUUAAGUGCUUUUGAACAGGGAAUGGUAGUAGGUACCAGGUACACCGGUUCGUGUAAAGAACUGCAAUGCUGAUGGGUUAUUCACGUGUAUCAAGAAUGGUCCACCACCCAAAUGACAUCCAGCCAACUGCAGGAAGCAUUGGAGUCAACAUGGGCCAGCAUCCCUGUGGAACGCUUCGACACCUUGUAGAGUCUGUGCCCCGAUAAAUUGAGGCUGUUCUAUGGGGGUGCAACUAAUUAUUAGGAAGGUGUUCCUAAUGUUUGGUAUACUCAGUGUAUGCAUGGAAGGCUUGUUGUGGUAUUCAUAUGAUUACCUGAUUCCCGUCUGCCCACCAAGAUCCCACACCUGGAACUUCAGGUUCUUGUACAUCACUGUCUCCAUGUUGAAGCCGAUCGCUGUACAACACAAUGACUUUUGCUUCAAAAAACAGAGCACUCAAAACAUGAGCACAAUGGCAGCUCUUCCUUUGAAGAACUCCAGGCAUCAAGAGGGCAGAUAACCCAAAAACACGGGUGGAACUAAAAAAUUGAGCCAGGAUUUCUGGAGGGACUACUUUUACAUGCGCACCUGGCAGAUAAGCAUGGGUAAUUUAAUGUUUGGGCAUAGCUUUGCUUGGGUCCUCAACAUACAAACAGCUCAUUGUUCAACCCUAAAGACGCAACUGGUAUGUAAUGUUUGGAAUGAUUUAUUAUGUUGCAUCCAGUGCUUAGCACAAUUUACAUGUUUAACUCUGGUAGGAGUGGUGACUUCUUUGUUGUGGAUAUUCUCUGACUGCAGAAGUAAUUGCUAGAAGUGCUAGAUUAAAUUGUUUAAACGUUUACUUUAUUCAAAGCCAUGCUUUGUUGCUGUGUCAUGCAUUGUUUAGUGUAAAAUAAUGCAUGUUUAUUCUCUGUUUAAUGUUAUCAACCUAUUGCUAUUGCUAUUCCCAUUCCCUAUUCCUUAUUCCUCUGUCAUUCAACUACUCUAUUCAACAAGUCAACUGUUUCAACAUAUUCAACAAAUGGCAUCAAAAUCAUAAUAAAACACUGGAAAGGAA
Molecule: messenger RNA, 2683 nt
Organism: Salvelinus fontinalis (brook trout)
Lineage: Eukaryota; Metazoa; Chordata; Actinopteri; Salmoniformes; Salmonidae
Product: histamine N-methyltransferase-like
Exons: 7
Coding region: 501-1385 (294 amino acids)
Molecular function (GO): N-methyltransferase activity
Source: RefSeq, a predicted model, not a curated record